GGACUAGUCUUCCAUCUCGCGAGAAUUGAUAGAAGAGCGAGAUUUCAAACAUUUAGCGGAGGCACGCGUCGGAAACACAAGAAAAGCAUCUAAAGUGUUGUAAAUACCACCAUAGAGACAAACAGAUAUGGAUUCUUCUACUGCCAUCAAGUCUCUGAUAUCCUAUGGUUCUGAUGAGGAAGAUUCGGACGAGGAAACGGAGGGAAAUGCGAAACCAGCACAAAAGGCUGUACUAGGACUGGUGGCGUAUGGAGCAGGAGAUGAAGAUGAAGUGAAAGACACCAGCAUGGAGGAGGCAAGAGAAGAUGAUGAGGAUGACUACCUCACAGGAAGAAUGGAAGAGGGUGAUAUUGCAAUGGUGGACAGUGACAAUGAUUCUCAGGACUCUGGCCCUAAAGAUCUUUUGUCAGAGAGUGUCCGAAACAUGAGCGAAGAUGACAUUGUUUUGCCACCAGAGCCCCCUGGCAGAUGUUCCAAGCAAAUGCAGGAGAAAAUUUCCAGAUUGUAUGAUCAGAUGAGAGGAGGCAGGGACCUAAACCAGAUGAUCCAGAGAAGAAAAGACUUCAGAAAUCCCAGCAUUUAUGAAAAACUGAUACACUUUAUAGGGAUAGAUGAAAAUGGGACCAAUUAUCCAAAGGAUGUAUAUAAUCCACACAUGUGGGGGGAAGAUUCCCACUAUGAAGCACUGGCAAAGGCCCAAAAGGAAGACAUGGCCAGAAGAGAGAAGGAAAAGAAAGACAGAACGAAGGUGAAUGAAAUUGAGUUCCUCACGGGGACUGCCAAGAAGCCAGUCACACAGACGACCACAGGUGUGGCUGGUGUGGCUGUUAAGACAGAAGCUGUAGACCCAAUGAAGAGGAAGAGUAAAUGGGACCAGAGCUCUACCCAGAUCCAGACCAUCACCACCACCAAACCUACUGUAGUCACUCUGGCAGCACCAAACACCACAGGGAAAACCACUGUUAUAUCUGCUGUGGGGACGAUAGUCAAAAAGGCAAAGGUUGCAGACCCAGUACCCAAAACUGAGAAGAAGCCAGCAGAAAAAUCACAACCGGGUAGUAAGGAUUAAGUAAUGAAAGGAACCGAAGCUUACUUUUUAUUCAGUCAUAUGUUUACUUGCAAAAUUGGACGUAAGUGGAUUUUAAUCAACCAAAGACAGCAUACAAGUGCUGUGGUACAAAACUUAAGUCUGAAUUCCAUGUCACUUUAUUGCAGGCCAUCGAUUAAUAUGUAACAUUUCCUAUGGCAAAGUGUCAUUUUCUUAUGUAUAUAUGACGUAUGAUGUACCUAACUCUAAGUUUGUCAAAUGUAAAACAUGGCGAUAGUAUGUCUGCUCUAUGUAUUGUACAAAGAGUUAGAAAAUCCCUAAACAAUAUCAUUUCAACUGUUCUUAUUUGAUGGCAUAGAAAGGGGCGGUGACAUAAAAACUGUCAAAUGAUAAUAAAAACAUUUCAUUUUUGC
Molecule: messenger RNA, 1461 nt
Organism: Branchiostoma floridae (Florida lancelet)
Lineage: Eukaryota; Metazoa; Chordata; Leptocardii; Amphioxiformes; Branchiostomatidae
Product: SAP30-binding protein-like
Exons: 12
Coding region: 128-1069 (313 amino acids)
Biological process (GO): regulation of DNA-templated transcription
Cellular component (GO): nucleus
Source: RefSeq, a predicted model, not a curated record